Molecule: messenger RNA, 4050 nt
Organism: Fusarium falciforme
Lineage: Eukaryota; Fungi; Ascomycota; Sordariomycetes; Hypocreales; Nectriaceae
Exons: 3
Coding region: 1-4050 (1349 amino acids)
Source: RefSeq, a predicted model, not a curated record
AUGGCAAGCAUCACCCUACGUCUUCGAGAAGUCGGCGGGUCGACGGCGCCCGGAGACGUACUACGCGUUAAGGUUUCAGACCCCAAUGCUGGCCGAGAGAACGCAGCUUUCUCUAUCCAGGAGUACGACGCCGAGUUGCAGCCAGAGCCGAGUCUCGGAUUCGAGAGCGACCUCCGGAGACACAUCGAGAGCUAUGCCAAACUGGAGCCGUUUGAAGAGAGCCGAGCGCGUCGCGUCCGGCAGGCCAUUGACCGAUACAGCGAGUCGCUCUUCAGGCAGCUCAAGUUACCGACCGUCAUCGACAGUCUUCUCGACGGGCUCAAGACACACGAGGAAGGUUCGCCCAAGUUGACGAUCGAGCUUCAUGUCCUCGAGGGCGGUGAAGACGAUAUGACGCUCAUUCACUGGGAGAGCCUAGAAUGCCGACGUUUCACCCAUAAUCGCCCGGAGGUGUCUAUCCAGGUCUCUCGGGUCCUUUUAUCCGCGGACUCGAGCCUGACACUCGCAAAGCCGACGUCAUUUCUCAAGGGAGGGACCGGCAUCUUGAAUAUAUUGGUCAUUGUUGCCCGAGCUUUUAACAAGUCAGGCGAGAGGGACAUCGACUACCGGGAGGUUACGGUCCCCCUAACUAACGUUGCGGAACAAUUUCCUGGCGAUUCGAUCCGCGUGCACGUGGUUAGCCAAGGCACUUGGGCGGCUGUCCAAAAGGCACUCGACGACAAACCCGUCGGUCACUAUCAGAUAGUUCAUUUCGACGUCCACGGGACGAUUCGCCAUUCCAAAGGCCAACUGAUGUUUGAACGAUCCCCGCGAAAAGUCGAUGCUGACACGGUUGCCAAUGUCCUCGUCCGCCGAGGAGUCCACGGGGCGAUCCUCAACGCUUGUCGGUCGGCAGAGAAGCCAGGCCGGACGUCAUCAAGCUUGGCGAUGGCCUUGGUCAGGUGCGGGCUGGACUUCGUCAUUGGCAUGGCCUACGAAGCACACAGAAACGCCGUCUUUUGGUUUGUCCAUGGCCUCUACAGCGCCUUACUCAUCAACCAGACGACAGUCAGGGAAGCGGUCGCGCGAGGGAGGCAGCAAAUGGAGCAACACCCUUCGCGGAAGGGCCGGUUCAAUCUUGAGGUCAACGUGCAGGACUGGCUGAACCCGGUUCUGUACAGUCGGAACGGCGAACCCUGGCGCCUCAUCGAGCCAACGACUCCGAACCGGGAGACGACGGCCGUCGCUCCUCCCGUGCCCGACUGGCCCCACGAGUUUGAGGGCAGGGAUGAAGAUAUCCACAAGAUCGAGAUAUCUCUUUGCUCUUCAAAGAUCGCCAAGGUGGAGGGAUUUCGAGGGGCAGGCAAAGCCACGCUCAUGAGACACCUGGCGGAGUGGUGGAGGCGGUCCAACUUUGCCGAAGAUAUCUUCCUAGUCGACUUCGGUUUCACCGAGGCUUUCACACACCAAUCGGCGAGGAUCUAUCCUCGGGACAUUUUCCAUCGAAUCAGCGUCCUUCUUGCCAACCAAGACACCACCCCGCGCAGCCGACCCAGAAUAUACGACAUAAGACCGAUCCCACCGCAUUCUCCACUGGCACCCAAGCUGCAGGCAACGGGCGAUCCCGCGAGCACCGAUCGAGACCUCGCAAAACUCCUCGCCGAUGGCAUCCACAGCUCUAAAGAUGACGUGGGCGCCGAGUCCGCGGGCCGGGAAGUGGAGGCGGGCCCGGUAGUCUCGCAUCUCAAGUCUGUCUUCAGACAGAAGAAAUGUGUCAUCUUGAUCAACAACCUGCAUAAUGUCACCUCUCUUGUGCACGGUGGCAGAUUCAACUUCCGAUUCUGGACCGAGGAGAUGAAGCGCUGGCUCCACGAUCUUGAGUGGCAAGGACGGGAGUCGAGAGGCAUGAUGCUGUUCUCGUCCCUGUUGGUCGAGGAGUGGAUUGACAGGCUCGGCGGCGGCAUUAUCAGUCUCGGGGGCCUCGAUCUCUACCACGCCACUCGGUACGCCGCGCGUGUGAUCAAUCUCGCGCCAUACACGACGGACGCCAACAACUGCAUGUAUCUGGAGAAGAUCCUCGAGUACUACAAAUGCCAGCCGCUCGCGAUCAAUGUUGUUCUUCCUCAACUAGCCGCAUCUGGCCUUUUGCCUCCGGAAUAUUUCGACAAGACGCUCUGCUCCGACGUCGAGUUAUCCCUCCAACAGGAGGGGGAGCAGGGGGCUCUGGUGGUGGACUUCAUAGCCGGCCUCCAGGCCAUGGAGACCUGGCUUCCGGGCUUGGGCUCAGUGCAAGGUUAUUGCCCACAGGCGUACCUCAUGAGGCUGCUCGAAGGGAAUGGGCCCUUCAAAGCAGAGGAAGAUCCGGCGAGAGUCUUGGCCCAUUGCUUGGAGACGCUUCAAGAUUUCGCCAUCGUCCGAUAUUCGCCAGGCACAGGAGGAACAUCGACCGUCGUAAACCCGAACAAGACGUCUUCCACGGCGGGACUCGAGCUCCAUCCUUUGCUAUCGGCUUUUAUCAGGACCGCAUCUCGGCACAUCGGCAGCAAGAAGCGCCAUGGAGACGAUGGCCUCGACUUCGUCUUCGCCUAUCUCGUUCAUUAUCUGGCGGAACGCAGUUACAGUUGGAAGCUAAAUGGCACGCCAGGCGACAAAACGGACAUGGCAGCCGUGGAGGACAUCCAGCAGAACUGGUUCAGCAUCCUUUCGUCCCUGCAGUACUGCGUCUCCCGCCCCUACGGCUGGAACAAAGGUCUCGAGCAUGCAUUCGACAUCCUCAUGACGCGGACGAUCAGCUAUGUGGUAAACUACGCAACCAAGGAACAAGCUAGCCUCGCACGCAUCUCGCGCCACGCCGUCGACAGGGUUGCUAGGGCUUUCGCGGGCCAUGAUUCCUCAGCCACGACGCCCUGGUGGCGCCACGUACGGUUCGUCGAGGAGGCGCACCAAGGCGGCGUGAAAGGCAAGUUGGGCAAGAUACUCCACGUGCACAAGUGGAUGCCGUUCCCACCGUGGCUGAUGGAGAGGAUGGUGGUCCACUACGUCUUCCUCCGGAUCGAAGCGUGGUACAAAUUCAAUCCCGUGGUAUGGCAGUACAACGAGGCGCUCUUGGGUCUGCUCGCGAGACACGAGCAGCAGCUCGAGAACCACGGCGGCAAGAACGGCGCCCCGGCCCUCGACGCCCGGUACGCGGCUCUAAAGCAAGAGGCUCUUAUUGCCGCUGCCGAGAUCGCGAAUCAAACAAGCCAACAUCACGCCGAGGGGCUUCUAGCGCUCACGCGGGUUGAUCUGUCGUCACCUGAUCUCCCUGAUGACGCGCGGCAGAAUCUGGCCGUCCGGUUCCGAGAUAUCAACGCCGAGCUUAUGGGCUUUGUGAUGGAUGCCGAGAAGUACGAGGGUGAUGCCGAGACGAUGAAGAUCGUCCAUGAGGCCGAACACACUGGCGAGUUGCCAGGUCAUCGUGCGGCUCGAGCUAUCGUGGUGAGAAAGGCAUAUGAGAGGGCUAUUAAGUCAAAGUCUGAGGAAGACGUGAAGCGGGCGAAGACUUUCAUCUACGAGGAUAUGGCGGCGAUCAUGGACCUGACGAAUCCGUACUUUCUAGUCCUCCACAGGUUCAUGUUUGACUUGUUUAUGCUUGAAGAGAGUUGGGAAAGCGCGCUACGGCAGCUCCGUCGCAUCGAAGCGUUCGUAAAGAAAAGUAAUCCAAGAAGACAGCAAAGCAUCAUCAAUGGCGAAGGAGGACGAAACUCCUAUCUCAUGGAUUUGCACCGCGACUUUGCAAGAUGCUACGAGAAGCUGGAAAAGCCGGGCGAGGCCUGUAAACAUCGCGAUACAGCCAACGCGCUCUGGGAGGAGCGGGAGCGAAACUGGACGAGACAGGAUAUGGAAAACGAGGGCCAGUUGAAUCUCACGGCUGCGAUUCAGUACGCUUUGCAGACGUAUGGGACGGACGGCGGGCUCGAGGCUCCACCCUGGUGGAUGAACCAGGUAUGGGUAAGGGAGCCGGUAGAAGAUGAGGACGAUCGGGUGGCGCAGGAGGGAGAGAGUGGGCACCUCAAGUCGAGCGAGGAUUAA